UCUCUCACGUACGUAAUGGCUUACGAGUUGCGAGAAGGCGUCUGUCGUCAACCAGGAGCGACAAAAAAUGGGUUUGGAUUAUCUUUGAAGAUUCGGCCGAACAUCGGGCUCUUUAUAAUAAGGUCCACCUGCUGCUCCGCCACCCACUCCAGCACUCGUUCACUCUCUCCCCUGAAGCACAAGAGAGGAGACCAGCGCGCGCGCGAACUCCACACGGUUCAGGUGCCAAGAACGGAGGAGAUGAGCGGAGCAGAGAAGGUGGUGGGCGUGAUCGGAGGGUCGGGUUACAUUGCUUCUUGGCUGGUCAAGCUCUUGCUCCUCCGUGGCUACACUGUUCGAGCCACUGUCCGAGACCCAUCCGACCCAAAGAAGACAGGACACCUUCUGGCACUGGAGGGGGCAAAGGAGAGGCUGCAUUUAUUCAAAGCGGAAUUGCUGGAAGAAGGGUCCUUUGACUCGGUAGUCAAUGGAUGCGAAUGUGUUUUUCACACUGCAUCGCCUGUUUUGCUCUCAGCUGCUGACCCCCAGGCUGAAAUAAUUGAUCCUGCCCUAAAAGGCACCCUUAAUGUUCUAAGAUCAUGCGCCAAAGCCUCUUCUAUCAAGAGAGUGGUUGUGACGUCCUCUAUGGCUGCAGUUGCAUUCACUGCAAAACCUCUGACUUCGGGUGUUGUCAUUGAUGAGACUUGGCAUUCAGAUCCAGAAUUUUGCGAGAAAUCCAAGCUCUGGUAUAUGCUUUCAAAAACCUUAGCAGAGAAGGCAGCUUGGGAAUUCGCCAAAGAGAAUGGAAUUGACCUUGUCACAAAAAACCCAGGAUAUGUGAUUGGCCCUAUCUUGCAGCCCACUGUUAAUCUCACUGUGCAGACGAUACUGAACUUCAUUAAUGGAGCUCAAACAUUUCCAAAUACAUGCUAUAGAUUUGUUGAUGUCAGAGACGUCACACUCGCACAUAUCCUAGCUUUUGAAAAUCAUUCAGCUCACGGAAGAUAUUGCCUAGUAGGCAAAGUCGUACACUGUCAUGAUGCUUUGCAGAUUCUCCGCAAUCUCUACCCCACUUUGCACCUCCCUGAGAAAUGCGAAGAUGAGAAGCCUUUCUCAUCGAAGUAUGAGAUAUCAAGAAAGAAGGCAGAAGCUCUGGGUAUCAACUUCACUCCAUUGGAGGUGAGUCUGAGAGAUACCGUCGAAUGCCUCAAGGAAAAGGGAUUCAUCUCUAUCUAGGCACUUGCUUAGAACAGCAUAUCACAAGCUUGCUAAUGACUUGUGGACCUGUGCUCUGUCCUCAGCCUUUCAGCUCCUAAAUAAUGCAAUUGUUCUGAAUGAUGUAUCAUUACCCACAUUUAGAGAUUACUCUGCCAGUUUUUCCCAGCUAAUCUUAAGUUAUUGAUGUUUAGUUUCUCUGUC
Molecule: messenger RNA, 1398 nt
Organism: Eucalyptus grandis
Lineage: Eukaryota; Viridiplantae; Streptophyta; Magnoliopsida; Myrtales; Myrtaceae
Product: phenylacetaldehyde reductase
Exons: 6
Coding region: 16-1215 (399 amino acids)
Molecular function (GO): oxidoreductase activity, acting on the CH-OH group of donors, NAD or NADP as acceptor
Source: RefSeq, a predicted model, not a curated record